GCCAGAUUGCAACUCAUACUUUCGUUUUAUUUAUGCUAGUUUUCACUAUUUAAACAACAAACUUACAUCGAGCAGUCAGUGUAUGGGGAUAAUCAACAUAGCUAAGUUUUGCUGUUCACUGCAAAUUAGGAAUUGUAACCGGAACAUUUAGGCUACUUCAGGAAAUGGGAUAGUUUAAUUUCCCAUUGGCUAGUCAUCUGCCUAUCAAAUUGACUUGCCGGCAACUGGAGGCGUCUUUAUUGGGCUGAGUUGUUAUCAAUCACCUAGGCGGGCCGGAGAAGGGGCGGGAGUUUGGUUGAGACGGACUUGUGCUGCAACAAGAGGCAGUGGUGGUAAACAGACUUCUGGAAUGGGAGCUCUAAAAAAAUAAUUAAUUUCAUUUUCUUUAAAUCUGAAGUUUGGUUCGAGGCAAAUUAAACUUUUGAAUGAUUAGGUUCAUAAAAUUUUGGAGGAAAAAUCAAAAUCUCCGCCAGUCGUUUUUUAAAUAUCUGUUAGCUACAGUAUCUAGCCAGCUAGCUAGUUACUUUAGCUAGCUGGCUAAAAUGGCUUAAAUCCUGCUUGCGUGCUAGCUAGCAUAUAUAGCUGGCUAGCAGUAACAAUUUAUACAGCCGUUACCAACAUAGUGCGCUGGUUAAGUUUUGUUUUUUUCUUUGCAUAAAUGAAUCAAGUGAAGUGUUUCGAUUGCCAUAACUUAGUUGCGGCCUUACUCCUUAACGUGGAUAAUGCUUAGCAUUUAACGUCGGCUAGACAUCUUGCGACUGGUUGUAAGUUAUACUUUGAUUAAUAAGAGGGCAAACAGACUUUUUUUAAACAACUGCAAAAACUUUGCUCUGGCGUUGAGUGCUUUUAAGAUUUAAAUUAGCUAUUUACUAGCUAACGUUGGCUACUUUCGAUGGGGGUGCGUGGGCCAUCCCCCUUCAGGAAAAGUGUCGAGUAUUGUUUGAGAAUACCGUACAGUAAAGCACGGUCAGGUUAGCUUGACAAAAAGCUAGUUAACGUUAGCGAGCAAGUAGUCUCGUAGCAGUAGUUAGGAGCUAUAUUAUUAACGCUAGUCUUUGUAUUUUGAAUGUUAACAAUAUAUAUUAACUGCUGCUUAAACCGAGUAAUACCCGCCACAGUAACGUUAGCGUUAUACUGAACAAAACAAACAUGCAAACUUCUUUCUUUUACUGCGCACAAUUAUCCGCUUGCCAGUUAACAAAUGAUGCCUGGGAUUUGACCGAACGCGCUUGCCAACAAUAGAUUUGAAAGUAGGUCUUGGUUUGCAUCAGUUACAGCUGUAGCUACACACACUUAACGAAUAGCAAACAAGUUAGCAGGUCUAAGACUCUUUGUUUGCUAACGCCUAUCUUGGGGAGUUGCACAUGUGAGGACGGCGACAUCAGUAACUUAGUUGCUGAACAGCACCGGAGUCAUGGCCCAGGAAAAGAUGGAACUAGACCUUGACUUAUCUUCCCUGACCCAAGGCGACGGCCAGUUAAGACGAUCCAACAGCGCUCCUAUGAUAAACGGUUUGAGUGACAACUCUCCAGUAUUCCAGCGAGAUGUUCUUCGUAGCCGCAGAAACAGCACCACCGUUGUGAACCGCUCCACUCUGAUGGUCCCCUCUUCUCCCAUUCGAGCCAGCACCAGACUUCACCAGAUCAAGCAGGAGGAGGGCGUGGACGUGAUGAACAGAGAGACGGCCCACGAGCGGGAGGUGCAGGCAGCCAUGCAAAUGAGCCAGACGUGGGAGGAGAGUCUCAGUUUGAGCGACAACGACUUUGACAAAUCGUCGUCGUCGUCCCCGAAACGGAUCGACUUCGUGCCCGUGUCCCCGGCUCCGUCCCCCACGCGAGGCAUCGGGAAGAAGCAAUGCUUCUCACCGUCUCUACAAAUCCUGGUGAGCAGCAAUGGCCUCAACCCCAGCCCCAUCCCCAGUCCCACACGCCGCUUCAACAGCAGGAGGAGUCAGAGCCCCAUCAACUGCAUCAGACCCAGCAUACUGGGGCCUAUCAAGAGGAAAGGAGAGAUGGAGACGGAGAGCCAGCCCAAGAGGCUUUUCCAGGGCACCACCACCAUGCUGUCAUCAGAGGCGUCCCUGCUGCCAGACCUCAGCUCCUGUUUGUCUCCAGAUCUGCUGGAUGGGAGUCUGAGCAGCGUGGGGUCGUCUGCAGGCUCCCCUGCCAAGAUGGACGGGGUCUCCUCCUCCCCCAGCACCUCCCCCUUCACCCCGCUACAGGACCUGUCCCCCAAGUGAGGAGGCGAAGAGGCCUCCGCUCCAUCUCCUGCUCCCCUGAGGAGCUUUUCUCAUCAUUUUUGGGGAAUCUGUGUUUUUAAAAAAAAACAAACAAACAAAAAAACAAUAUGCGCUAUUCAUGGGAGAACCGCUCCCCCAUGCCCGAGAGGUGUGCGCCUGUGCGAUUCUGAGCAUGUUGUGUGUGUCGUGUGAACACCGUGUGUGUGUGAGACCGGGGGGCGAGGGCGUGCCUCUCUGACACACGCUGGUCCUGAAAAUGCACUUUGCUGACCCGUGGGAGAGGGGCCACCGUGGGUCAGAGCGGCGGACGCCCAGAGCGCUAGCGCCAGCUGCUAUUUCUAGAACGACUACAAGGUGCUAAUGCCCGUCCCCCGUCCAGUGAGCACAGCUUGUGCCCCCCCCCCCCCCUCCCUGCCGCUUCCACGCCCUCACCAGCCAAGUUCUCCACAAAAACACAGCACAGGAUUAACGCGCAUCGGAGGGCUUCCCCGUGUGCAAGCGUAUUCAAAAGCGAGGUUUCUCAUAGGUCGAGUGCUUUCCUGCACAGCUGAGGCUUUGAUAAGGUUCAGAGUUUCUCUCCGCCUGAUCGAAAGGCCAGCUUACGCCUGUCAAAGGGAAGGUCGGAUCCAAAGCUUACUUGGGGAAUGCGGAGCAGUGCAUGCGAGUAUUUGACGCGGUCCGCGCGACGUGUCAAAUUGAAUUUUUGAACCGAAUCCUGCUUUAAGGAGUUGAUUUUACGAUUAAGUGGCAUGCCUUCACAAGGUAUUUCAGCUAUUAGGUAUACAAAGAUGAAAAGUCAGUACUACAUUUAUGUGAAUAUAGUUUUUAACUUAUUUGGUCUUACCUGUAUGUUUUGUAAGUAUGUAUAUAUGAUUAUUAGCUCGGAAGUGAACGCAGGCUCAGGGGAUUGGCAUUUGUUUUUAGAGGUGAAUGGAAAAUUGCUUAAAUUCUAAGCGCCAUUCUAGUCUGUCAGAGGUUUCCGAAUGAGGAAUUCCAUGGUCUGAAUGUCUCAUAGGCAGGUUUGUGUGCUCUUGUAAGGGCAUUUCCAUCUAAACUGUAUGCUACAUUGGUGAAUUGGCGCUGGGACACCUCCCUGCCCUAUGCAGCUGAAAGGUUAUUCCCUUACUGAAGAGAACUGCAGGACAAAUGGCUGUUCUUUCGCUUGUGGUCCAUGAGGUCAAACCAAGGGCUGUCACCACUCACUCAUGCUAGCACACCCAGUACUGUCAGGCAACAUGCGGCUUUCAAACCUUGCUGCCUGUCAGUGUUUCAAUACUUCCAUUCUAUAUGUUGUGUUUUUUAGACUGUAGUAAAAAAAAUUAAGCUACCAAACUUUGAAUUCAAGGCCGAAAGGUUCUCCUUCAUGGAAUAACGAGCCAGGAAGCCCAGUCUUACUUCAGCAGCUCUGUGAAGCCGCCUAUGAGAACUGACCUCAAACGUUGAAUUUCCAAACGCUUUUGUGACGACUCGAAUGGAGCCUAGGGUUGGCUUGGCUUUUUCCUUUUUCUGGGUACCUGCACUGUAAACAAACAAAAAGAAUGCAAUGGACAAACUGACUGAACAGUACUUCUCAAAAGAGGGGGGAGGG
This is a messenger RNA of Conger conger (European conger), 3827 nucleotides long. Its product is annotated as P2R1A-PPP2R2A-interacting phosphatase regulator 1-like. Bases 1415 to 2239 code for a protein of 274 amino acids. The transcript has 10 exons. Lineage: Eukaryota; Metazoa; Chordata; Actinopteri; Anguilliformes; Congridae. Gene Ontology annotation, molecular function: protein serine/threonine phosphatase inhibitor activity. The record is from RefSeq and is a predicted model, not a curated record.